This is a messenger RNA of Pelecanus crispus (Dalmatian pelican), 8076 nucleotides long. The record is from RefSeq and is a predicted model, not a curated record. Lineage: Eukaryota; Metazoa; Chordata; Aves; Pelecaniformes; Pelecanidae.
AUUCCCACAGGAGAGACACUGGACCAGUUUGUGUGCUCUGCUCUGUCCAGUGUGCCAGAAGAGGAAGCAAACAAAAAGAAUAAUGAAGAGGGCUGUAUUUCUGCAUGGCAUGAAGCCAAACUGUAUCUUGUUCAUGCUGUCAGCAAGCUCAGACUCUAUGCACAGGUGUUUGAGCAAUGGUUCAGCACCAGCCUCUCUCAGAAACUCCUUCUGGAACUUGAAAGAAUUAUAGCUGAUUUAAUGUCUCAGUUUCUAGAUGACAGGGAAGCCAGGAAACUUUUUGCAGAGAUAAAUACCCUGAUCCAGCAAUGGCAUGAGAAAUCAGAUACCUACUUUUCAGAAGGAUAUACUGCAUCUCAUGAUCUAAUCCUGCAUCUGGAGAGAAUGCAGUCCGUACUUCAGGGUGUACCUCAGUGGCCUGUUAUGAAGAGAUUGCUUCUGGUAGAUGGAGCUAUAAGGAAUGUAAUAGCACAGUAUUUAUACUUCACUGAAGAAGCUUUACGUAGCCUGGAAAAACUGAUUCCCUUUGCCCAAAGAGAUGGAUUCAUUCAUCUAGACAUCAGAAAGCUCUUUGUGGAGCUAAGCCAGAUGUUGAUGAGCAAUGCUUCCUAUGUAUGCAAUGAUGUGCUUGCAAUGUUUGAGAAGAACCUGAGACUUCCACAGGGCUCAGAUGACAUUGACUUUUUAGCAAUAUACGUGUGCCUUGGCAAUGGCUCAGAGGUGACCUUCAAGCUAAGUAACCAGGUGAAGUCACUAAAGGAAUCUGUCCUGCUUCUGCAGAAAGUAACUCAGGGGCGACAGAGCCUGCCAGAUCCAAUAAUGGAUGAUUAUUUGGGAUGGCAAGAAAUGGAAGAGCAGCUAACUGAAAAUUAUGCCUAUUACUGUGAAAUUAAUCAAAUGCUCAGCACAGAGGCACCAUCUGAGGAGGAUGUCCGUUUCAGCUCUUGUCAGGAACAGCUGCUCUUCUCACUAAUUAAUGAUACACUUGAAGAAAUUAUGUUUGCUUUUGAGGGAAACCCAUACUGGAAGGAUUUGACAACUUUUGUCAGCUGGACAUGUGAGGUAGCUCAAUACAUGAAUGAGGAAGCAGGCUCCGCAGGAGGUCAGUCAGAUGGACUAGAAGCAUCUCUAUGUUCUAGACAAAAGCUCAGUUUGCAGACCAUCCUAGGUCAUUAUUUAACAUUUGUGCAAGACUUACCGGAUUAUUCCUCAUUUAUUUCCUGGGCACGGAUUUUGACAUCUUUCAAAGAGUUUUUGAAGAGAGAAGAAAAAUUAUGGAUUUCUGGUGAAAAGGAAAUGGAUCAUCUUCUUCAUCUUGUAGAAUUCCUAGAAGAAAUUACAAUGCUUGCUGUCUCAGCUUCUUCAAACCAGUCUCUAAUAAAAAAUGUCUUGAAUAAUACAAUUAUGUGGAUGAAAAAUUUUGCUGAGGGGAAGGAUUCUGCCACCAAUUUCUCACUUGCAGUUUCUGGACACCAUAAUGAGCUACAAAAAAAUUUCCAGCCUCUUCAGAGAUUCUGGAUGAAAAAGAAGACAGAAGUUUUCCGGCAUAUAGUGAAAACUGUAUUCUAUGAACUUGAUUCUAGGCUCUCUCAUUUGAGUCAAGUGGAAGAGGAGGAGGUAUUGGAGACCUUAUCUAGAAUUACAUCUUCCAUCACAGAAAAUAAAAUCCAUUAUAUAAGUAUGCUAUUGCUGCAAAAUAUCCAGACUGAUUGGCCAGAGUUAAAUAUUGCUGCUUUGAACCAUCUAAAACCCUUAAGUGAAAACUUCCUAAGGAAUUUCUAUGAGGUCAGAUCAUUGACUGAUGAUCAUGUCAAUGUGUCUUUCAGCACAAUUCAUGGAGUGAGUAAUGCCUCUUCUUUGUUACUCUCAAAUGCAACUUUUUCAUACAAAGUACAAGAAUUAGGAGAAAUUGUGCACAAUUUCUUCAAAAACAUCCAAAACUUAAACAGUACUAUUGUAGCCUCACUUGUUCCAAUAAUUUUCUCUCUGUAUCAGAAUGAUGAUCUGAUCUUAAAUAUUGAGAGCAAUAGCACUCUGUUAACAUUUCUUUAUGAGACUUCGAAAGAUAUUUCAUCUUUUCAAAUAUGGCAUGAUUUCCAAGAUGGGGAUCAAGUUUUUGAUUUUCUGUCUGAAACUGUUGAUCUUCUCUGGAACUUCACCAGUAAGUCUCUCUGUGAAAAGUUACUAAUCGUUUACAACUACACAGAGUUUCAGGCCCAGUCUCUUGCACAGAAAGGAAAAAAAGAGAUGCAAGUUGUCUAUAGCACUCUGAGCAGCCUCAAAACUUUGUUUAUAGAUGAACAGCUCCAAACAACUGCGUUUUGUUAUUUGGAACAGUUUCUUGAUAUCUCCCCAGAAUGCCUGGUAAAUAAUGGGUGCGUUGAUUUUUAUCUAACAAACAUUACUUCUGUAGAUCAUUCAGCAGAGGUUUACAACUUACUUUUGCUUCCAUUGGACAGUGUUCUGUCUAAUAUAACAAACUUGGAAGAUAAGGUAAGUGUGCCUUCUGCUUUGCACUGCACUUUUACAUGGCUUCAAGCCUGGACAGAGAUUUUUGAAGCAGCACCCAAAAUCUUAAAUUUGAAUUCAACCUUUUUCGUCUGUCUAAGAAAUGACUUGGCAAAUCUCUCUGAAGGCCUUUUAAAUCUCACUCAUGAUGAACUGUGCAAGAAUACAGCUAUGGUUGUUGUUGAAACUACAACAACAGCAAUGAAUCUAUUAAAAAUCAUAUUUGAAGGAGGUGGUGAUUUAAAUGACUGGAAACAUUUUGAAGCUUUCCUUGCUAAUCUUCAAAGAGUAUUUAACAAUGCAGUUGAUGUCACAAGCCCACUUAAAGGUAACAGUAUAGGAAGUGUUUUAGAAAUGAUGGCAGUCACGAUAACGGAACUGCAGAAAUCUAUACUGAAGGUUGUUAACGGAGAGUUUUUGAAUUCUUGGCUUGAUACUUUCAUCUCAGGAGGAUCUGAGGGAGAAGAUAAGGGUGCUGAUGUAUUUUCUAUUAGAAAUUCCCUUUCUGCUGUUCUCAAGCUCUCCCAAAAGGAACUUGGAAUUAUUCUUACUGAGAUAAAAGAUACAACUGCUUUCUUUAAAAGUGUAUCUCAAGACAAUGAUAUGGUUUGUAUCAGCAUUUUCCAGAACAUUACCAAACUAAUUCUGGACGAUACUCUGAAAGACAUAAGCCGUUCACAAAUAAAUUUUUCAUCUCAUCUUAAUUACUUUUUAAACCUUUAUAGUACAGUGGAUGAAGCAGAGGAUUUAGAACUUUUGACAGAAAUUCAAACUCUUCUGAAAAAUAAAACUUUUGAAAUCCAAGAAAACAGCUCCUCUCAUUUGGAUAUUGAGAUUGAACCUUUCCUGCAUGAGAAAAAUACAAGUUUGUUGAUGGAAUUCUUUCAAUAUGUGAUUAGGAAAAUUGACUCAGACCUGCAGGGUGAACACAAAACAUUUCUCCAGAAACUGAAUAUUGAACUGGUAAGGAAGGCACUUAAAAUUUUCAAGUCUUCUAGUUUUACCAGCUUUCCAUUAAGAGAUGAGAAAGAGUUUCAAAAACAUAUGGUAGCCUUGGUGCAAAAUAUGAGGAACAUGGAUGUUGAGUUCUUGAUAGGUCAAUUCAAACAAGUCCAGAGGGGCCUAGGCAAUUUCUUUAAAAAUAUCAAACCUUUGUAUAUUGAAAAGUCUGAGUUAGGAAUGUUAACAGAAUGGUGGGAUGCAUUUGCAAACAAUUCGUGUAAUUGGAACCUGACUGGCUUAUGGCGAAUAACGCGACUCUUUGAACAAGAUGAGCUCUACAAUAUAGAAGAGGUGUUUCAUCUCCUCCUCAAUGUCAUCAGCCUUACAGAAAGAUUAGCUCAUGGAAACAUCACGGAAGCACUAACUGAAGUAUAUGCUUUCAUACUGACUCAGGAAGCAAAAAUGCCAAUGUUUACUGAAGAGGAAUUCUCUAAUCAAGUAGAAAGUCUUCUAAUGUUACUGGAGACGCUGAUGGAUAUGUCUGAUGAACCUGCAGAGGCCUCAGUUUGUUUUCGUGCAGCAUUCUGCUGGACUUACAACAGCAACACCUCAGAUUACAAUGCGGUCACCGAAGUCAUUAAGGAGCUGAAACUCAUCACCCUGGAGGACAGUUCCUCCUGCAGUAGGGAAGACUUUCAGAUGGAUAUCACUCGCAAUCUGACUUGCUUUUUUCAUCAGAUCAAAGAAUGGAACUCUAUUCUUUUGAAGUUUUCUGAGCUCCACCAUGUAAAUGGCUCAGUUCUCAAAGAGCUGCUAGAUUUUUGGAAUGAGCUAUCCCUCUAUGCUGUGCCACUGCAGAUGAAUAAUACAUACUCAAUCAAUUGUUCCUCCACAUUGAAGAGACAAGUGGCUUUACAAAUCAUAGAAACACUGGGCAGUAUGCCAGUGGCAGAAAUGGAGAUGUCCAAAGGUGUUCUUGAACAGCUGGAUGAUCUUUAUGGUGGUCUAAGUUGGAACAGACAUUCAAGAACACCACUUAUAAAGACUGUUCUUACUAAUGUUAAGAAUAUGACCAGUGAAGUUUCUGGACUCCUGGAUACAGAAGCUGUCCUUUCUUUUCUUUCUGUAAUUCAACCUUUAAUGAUGUUGUCUGCUGUUGGAAAUGAGACAUUUUCAAUGCUUAUGAUAUUAUCAGCUUUAAAUAGAAACAGUAAUAUAUCUGAUAACUUUGAUAACUUCUGGUUUCCUAUAGUUACAAGCAUAGAAGAUUUAUUAGUGAAUUUUAAUGUUAGACACUUACUUGCGGUGAUAGACCAAGAGUUUCAAUUACUAAGGUUAGCCACUGGACAGUCCUCUUCAAUGGCUCUUGGUGCUUUAAUAGAGCAGUUUAAUAAUACAUCAUCUGUAGAUGCUAUGUUAAGAAAAUUUGAAGAUAUAAAAGAGAUUGUGAACAGCUUUCUAUGCAAGUGUAAUAAAAAUUAUUCUAAAAUAAUGCAUGCUCUAAUUCUCCCUCUGGCUAAUGAAAAUUCCUCGAAUGACCUCCUGCUGGUUGUCAAAGACAUUAUUGACUUUCUGGAACUAGUCCAAAAUAAGUCUAAUGAAGAUUACACUGGUACGUUGUUUGUUGAUGGUCAUCUUAGCAGAGAAAAAUUGAAUAAUACUCAUACUGCUAAUUCAGUUUUGCUAAACAGUCUCUUUCAUACAAUUGCUGAUCUUGCUGUUGUAGAAGCAGCCCUGCAUACAAGUGAUAUUGACCUUCAGAUAGUUGACUUAAUUGAUUCAUUUUUUGGUAACACACAAUAUAGAGAAGUUUCUACUCAGUCCCAAAACAGAACUCUGAAGAUCAUGCAAAAGAUCUUGCAAAUGAUAUUUCAGUCUACCAUAGAACAUGACAGCAACAAAAUCACCUUCUUACUAAAGGAUUUGCAUAAGGAUAUAAUGGCAGAAAAGAGCUCGUGUUUGAAAGUUACUACUCGCUGGAGGAUUAAAGAACCAGUUGUCAUUGGCAACCUUUUCUGUGUUGUUACAAAGUGUAAAGAUGGAUUAACAAGUCACUUGAUCCUCUCUGUCAUUGAAGGAAUCACUCUGGUUCGAGAUCAUUAUCAGGAUAUUGAAAGAAUGUGGCCUGCUUUCAAGAACGGGGAUUAUGAGAGUAUGGAAUAUAUAAACCAAAAACUUUCCAGUACUUUAGAGGGCUUCCUGAGAGCCUUGCAGAAUACCAAUAAUGGCAGCUGUGAAUGUCAACUGAUGUUGGGGAACAUACAGAGACGACUGCAAAUGGUGGCUGAAAAUUUGGAGCUACAGUUGUCAGAAAAUCCAGUGGCAGCUUUUCUCAGCAAUUUUAAUAUUUUGAAUGAUGUGAAAGUCAAAGAGUGUGUGCAGAAUCUUACUCAAUUGAGGCUGGACAUUGGUUCUUCUGUUAAUAUUUCUGAAGAAACUAUCAGUACCAUUUUGGAAGCCAGUAUCUCUCAUUCAAAGGUUUUUUACAGUGCCUUUGUGGUAGCUUUAACUGGAAGAUGUGAUGAAGAAGUACUUAGCCUGCUGCUAAAGCUACCGGAAAACAGUAAAACUUCCCUGGUAGUGAAUGAAUUAUGUUCUUUACCAGCACUGGACUUGUAUACCACGUUUGUACUGAUUAUACAGAAUUUGAACUUACGUCAUAUCAUUUACAAGAUUAAGAUACCACCUGAGAUAGGCAAUGUACUAAACAUGCUACUGGAUGUCAUUUCUAGUAUCAGCUCUCUUCUCAAUAAAGCCCACCAUGCCAUGGAAAACCUUCCAGUGCUCCUCCAAGGAAUUAAAAAUAAUGGUAUGCUUGACAUCCCUGCAUUGCAGCAGUUCUUGCAAGGUGGGCAGUUCAGGAGUUCAGCUGUUGGAUCCCUGGAGUCUGUAAUCAAGGCAGUGUGUAAAGAAGAAUCUUCAUUUUUCAGCAAAGCAAACCUGUUCAUUGACAUGCCCAGAAUCAGGGGACUCUUGGAGGACAAUAUGGCAAAAUAUGGCAUUCCUGAAGACUCAACUCCAUUUUGCUUGAAGCUUUAUCAGGAGAUUUUGCACUCUUCUAAUGGGGCUUUGCUAUGGACUUUCCUGAAACCUUUAUUACAUGGGAAGAUACUGUACAAUUCAAACAUCAACAUGAUUGAUGUGGUGAUGGAGAAGGCUAAUUUCACUUUUGGUUUUGUGGAGAACUUGAAGACUUAUUCUGAGACAUGGCUUAAGAUGUCUGGGGUUUUUAAAACCAGUGGAAAUGUCCUCAUGGUCUCACGACUGAAGGAAGCACUGCAAAGUAAUUUCAUAAAGCACUUUAUAGAAAGUAAUUUGGAUAUUGACACGGAAGAACUCUUUAAAAAAAUGCAAGUAUAUGAAACUAUGAUGAACAAGAUGCUUAACAGCUCAGCAAGUAAACAGAUUGACAUGUUGUCACAGCUUGUAGUAAAUAUCUCUUCCUGUGUGUUACUGGACCGUUUCCAGCCUUUUGACUCUGUUGAGAAAUUGGAGGAGAAGGCUCAUGAACUCAUACAGCAAAAUAAUUUUUUGGCUAGUAUCAUCUUCGAUACGCCAAAGAACAAGACACUAGAUUCUAGCAAUCUCCUUCCAUGACACAUUUCAUAUACAAUUAGAACCAGUGUUCUCUACAGCACGAGAACGGAUUUGAUUAAAAACCCAGCAUGGAAAUCCCAUCCCCAGAAGUUGCCAGCUGAUGGGUUUAAAUACAACCACAUCUUUAUUCCUCUUCAAGACAUGAUUGAAAGGGCCAUUAUUUCAGCACAGACUGGGACAGAUACCUCAGAGCCAACCAUUCAGGUGCAAGCCAUGCCUUACCCUUGUCAUACCAGUGAUCUAUUCUUGAACAAUAUAGGGUUUUUUUUCCCACUUAUGAUGAUGUUAACAUGGAUGGUUUCAGUUGCUGCCAUGGUUCGCAAGCUGGUUUAUGAGAGAGAAAUUCAUCUUGAAGAGUAUAUGAAGACAAUGGGUGUACAUCCAGCCAUUCAUUUCUUUGCUUGGUUUCUGGAGAAUGUCAUUGUGCUCACAAUAAACAGCUGUGCUCUGGCCAUCAUUUUAAAAGCAAGUGGUAUCUGCAAUGGCUUCCUCAUCUUCCUUUUUCUCCUGGAUUUUGGCGUUACAGUUAUUAUGUUAAGCUAUUUUUUAGGAGCUUUUUUUAGCAGUGCCGAUACAGCAGCUGUGUGUGCCAGCCUUGUGUAUAUGAUCAGUUUUUUACCCUACAUAGUUUUGUUGGUCUUGCAGAAUCAGUUGAGUUUCACCAACCAGAUUAUAAUGUGUCUUCUGUCUACAACUGCCUUUGGGCAAGGAGUAUUUUUCAUUACAUUCUUUGAGGGCCAAGAAAUAGGAAUUCAGUGGAACAAUAUGCACCAGUCAAUGGCACAGGGAGGAUGCAUGACCUUUGGAUGGAUGUGCUGGAUGAUGUUCUUUGACUCCGUUUUAUAUUCUAUAGGUGGCUGGUAUUUCAGCAACAUUAUUCCUGGAAAAUUUGGGUUAAAGAACCGGUGGUACUUUCCCUUUACUGUUUCGUACUGGAAGAACCUGUGUGGUGCAAAGUGGAGGAAGAGACAUUGUUUCAGUUCUAAUAUGUUUUUCUUCAAUGAAAACUUCCAAGAAAAAGGUUUGUAG